AUGUCCAACCCCGCUUUGGUGUGCUUCUCAGCAAACACUCAUAGGUUCGUAGUUACAUUGCGCAAUAUCUUUUGGAUCUGCUAUACUCUUGACAAGGAUGUUCCUCUUGGCACAGGACAGCCGCCUGCCAGUACCGAUGAGAACUGCGACCUGUCCUUACCACCAGGUUAUGCUGAGCAGGCAUUUUGUGAUCCUGAUAAAGCCGAUGACCUGACCAUCGAACCGGUUUUCCCCUUUGACCUGCGCUUGAGUUUGAUUAAAUCCCGAGCACACCGCAGUUUGUAUUCCAUCAACGCACUCACGAAGUCUGAUGCCGAAGUGUUGAAGUCAGUUCGUGAAUUGGACGAUGACCUCUCGCAGUGGCGACUCUCAAUCCCGCCAGAGUGGCGCCCUACCAUGUUGUUCUGCUCAGAAAUGUCGGACCCGAACAUGAGCAUGCGGACUUUGGCUUUUUAUCCUAUGUCCGCGCUGCUCACAAUAUUCUGCAGCAUCCUCCGGACCCCUCUGGACACAAGCUCCCGCGCCGAUCUGGAUAGAUCCAAAAUUGCCAGCAUUAUGAUAGACCGCGUCUUUUCACGAAAGCUGUCUGAGAAUGAUAUGGUUCAUUUGAAGCCUGUGGCGAGCUCAAACGGCUGGCAGAAUGCGCCAUCGACAAGGCCUCCUAACAAGGCCACGAUAAUCUCUUCGGCGCACCAGAUCACAUAG
Aspergillus bombycis is the source of this 705-nucleotide messenger RNA. RefSeq names its product fungal specific transcription factor domain-containing protein. Gene Ontology annotation, biological process: DNA-templated transcription. Gene Ontology annotation, molecular function: DNA binding; zinc ion binding. Lineage: Eukaryota; Fungi; Ascomycota; Eurotiomycetes; Eurotiales; Aspergillaceae. The transcript has 3 exons. Bases 1 to 705 code for a protein of 234 amino acids. The record is from RefSeq and is a predicted model, not a curated record.